AGUGACAUCUAUGUCAUCUCGUCAAAACAGUACUGUGGUGAGUGGGCGUCCUCAUUAGAGUGAUGUGCAGUUGAUCAAUCUGAAUGUAAUAUGAGUCAACAGGAUGUGUUCAAAUAUCUGCUCUUUAUUUGCUUCCACAGCAGCACUGAUGGAGGGAAGAGGUGGAGCCACUCAACCACAUCCUCUUCAGCCCAACCUCUCACCUCAUCCCACUGUUGGCAUGGUGAUCAAACUGUCAUUUCCGCAUGUCACUUCAAAAAGUUUCAGCAAGGGGAGAGAAGUAUCCCAGAAGGCACCACUGCGCAAACGAAGAAAUCACAGUGCAUCAGGAAGAGACAACGUGAUGAGUUCUGAACAUCAGAAGUCACAAUGGAGAUGACUUUACUGUCCAUCACAGUGUGGUUCACUCACUUCCUCAUCGCCUCAGCUCUAUAUUUCAACACACUGCCAACAAACACCAUGAGUGACUACACUGAAACCACCCAAAUAACUCCAGCAACAACAAAAACAAGCCAAGAACCCAAGAUCCUAAUAAAUGCAACACCUUUCUCGCCUCUGACCACAAAAACACAGGAAAGCACAACAAAUUUGCCCAGUGAAGUGCAUACACAGCCAAAUACAACCCCAAAUGUGGCGUCCACACAGGAAACAACAUCCCUGCAUCAAUACAACAGCAGUACUCCAUCUCAGAAUGGCAUGAUGGAUGAUGGCAUAGGCGUUAGCAAUGCUAGCAGUGUUGCAAUGAGUCACACAAAUACAAAUCAUACAACAGUUUCCACUAACUUUGCAAGAGUGACGCCUCAAAAUAAUGAAACAGUAACAAUGUCAAGUGCGAGUUACACUGAUGACGGACGAACAGUUCAGACUGUAGACACCUUAUCAGACCUGCUCAGUAGUGUCUCAACAGUUCCCUGGAAAGACAGGACAGAGAAAGAGGAUGAUAGAACAAAAGCAGAUGAAGGAAAUUAUGAAACGAACUCCACCCAGGCCACAUUUGCUAAUACGAAUGAGUCGAGAGGAACACUGAGCACUGAGGGAAGUUACAGCUUCACAAGUGAACACAGAGAGGAACCUUACGACACAGCAGCAAAUACAAUUGGUGUAAGUGCUGCAACGGCAACAGCGAGAAAUGAUUGGUCAACAUCACAAAGCACAGACAUUCCCAUGAUCACACCAGCUUACACAACAGCACGAGACCCAACGGUUACAGAUGGACCUGAAUAUCACACCUCGAUAGGUGGUGUAAAUCACUCAACGACACAGCAGAAUAUAAACAGAUUCACGAACUCUACUGCACACACAGGAAGAGAAAACAUUACAGGAACAGACACACCCGGUGGUACCACCACCUAUAACAACAACUCUACCAUAACUGAUGUCCUAACCGAUGCCACAAACAAAACUGACACAGAAAGCAAAGCUUGGUCUAAAUGUUUGAACCCAAACCCCAAAUCUCGUCAAUCCACACUGAUGUGCUUCAUCACAGUGUGGACUUUAGCAAUGAUUGCUACCAUAUUCCUAGGAAUAACCAUCUUCCUGUGGGUGCGUCUGUCUGUCUUUAAAAAGAAGAGGAAGCGGAGGGAGAAGGGAGGUCAGACGUGCGAGAAAGAGAGCCUUUGGGCCGACCCCAAAGCAUCGGUGCAGGAGAGAGUGGAGUUCUGGUAUGUCAAUGGAUCCACAAUGGAGGCCGACAGAAAGCAGAAAGACAGAAAGAGGCAGGAGAGGAUGAAGAGAAGAGGACAGGAACAGGAUAGGAAGGAGAAUGGGCUGUGGAUUCAGCCUAAAGUGACUGUGGAUGACAUAACAGAGUUCUGGUACGCAAACAGGCGCGUAAAGGAGGAGAGGAUGCCGGACACCGACACAUAGUUAUCAACUUUGAAAGACACCACAGGAAACAGUUUGGACAGAUGUACCUUCAGGCUUCUGCCAAAAACACAAGGAGAUUUUGAUGGAAACUUUAUUUGAACAAGUAAACAAGACGUUACGUUUGUGAUCAAACAUGGAUCUUAUUUGUGCUCAGCUGAACACAGUAAAAAAAAAAAAAUCCAACUUCCAUUUUGUCAGGCAACUACAAAUAUAGAACAAGAACUUACGAGAUAUUGGAAUUGUCGUAUGAGUUUCCUAUUCAGAAAUUGGACAUGAACAGCCUUCUAAAGUCGCAUUUAUUACAGGGAAAUUUGAAGUUUCCGAGUUGGGUGACCCAUAAAAAAGCCAAAAGUGAGAACUGUAUAUGACUGUUAAUUUUUA
Messenger RNA from Rhinichthys klamathensis goyatoka, 2247 nucleotides. RefSeq lists its product as uncharacterized. NCBI's taxonomy places the organism in Eukaryota, Metazoa, Chordata, Actinopteri, Cypriniformes, Leuciscidae. The transcript has 2 exons. The record is from RefSeq and is a predicted model, not a curated record. Bases 370 to 1866 code for a protein of 498 amino acids.